Funneliformis caledonium is the source of this 2940-nucleotide messenger RNA. The record is from the annotation of a GenBank genome assembly. Lineage: Eukaryota; Fungi; Glomeromycota; Glomeromycetes; Glomerales; Glomeraceae.
AUGUUUCAACCUCAUCAUCGCGUCGACAUGGAUAGAACGGGAGCGUAUUCUAGCUCAACUCAGAAGUUGGCUUCUGCUCAAUCGUACCACAAUGGUAAACCGAACGCAAUGAUAACUAAGGUGUCAAUAUCACCAAAAUCAAAAUAUAUGUUAACAUAUAGACAAGAAAUCAAAUUAUUUGAGUUAUGGAGUAUCAAAAAUAAAAAUAAUUCGCCCAUUAAAGUCAUCAGCGUAACUUCAUACGAUGAUGUUCGUGACUUUAAGAUCUCUGACAAAAAGGUUAUUUUGUAUGAAGCUAAUUAUGAUGCUAAAGUUGCUACUUAUAAACCAUCAAAUAUUCGAACUAAGUCUGUUUAUGUAUUCAAGGAAGAAGUUAAUUAUGGUGGCGUUACAAACGAUAAGAUGUGGAUGACAUCAUAUGAUUCGAUAUUUAUAAUGGAUUUAUAUACUUUUCAAUUUCAGAUGGUUCCCCUUUUUGAAAUGAACCUAAAUCCUAAACAAUUAGACUUUAAAUUUUCUGAAAAUUUAUUAAAUGAAUUUAUAAUGAAAGUCAAUGAUACAUAUCAUAUUUAUUCCAAUAAUGUUCCAGUUGGAAAGAUUACGGAUACAGAUGCUCGACAAUUUGAUUUUGCUGGAAGUAAUGAUGAACUUAUGAUUACAUUAUCAAGUGGUAACACCAUCAACAUUUACUUUUGGAAAUCAAAUUUAGAAAAAUCAAUUAACUUCAUUGAAUUAUUUGGAUCUGAAGAUCAAUUUAAACUUAUUGAAUUUAGAGGAAAAAAGGCCUUUGGAAUUUGUAAUGAAGAACCUAAGAUUAUUGAUAUUUCAGACGAUUUGAAAAAUCACAUAGUUAAUGAUAAUAUGAAUAAUUCAAUCAUUAACGAAGAUAAUGAGGACAUGAAUUUAUUCAGCGAGAAUCUUUUGAUGGAUUUAAAUCAAAAUCUUAAUGUUCCAAUACAAGAUGAAAGUGAUUUUUUUAAAAAUUAUCUUACAUCGUAUUUGAUGAACCGUGAAACCACUGGAUAUAUCUUUGAAUUAAUUGAAGAAAGUCAAGAUAAAAUGAUUUUAAAAGUUAAAGUUGACAAUGAAGAAUUUACAAGUAGCUUACAACACGUCGAAUCCUUGGAAUGGAAUUAUCAGAAAAUUAAUAAUACAUAUAUUGCAUAUAAUGAGAAAGAAUUAUUUAUUUACACCUUUAAUUUAAGAUCCAAAGAAUUUCGAACGCAUCGUUAUGAUCUUAGAUUUUUAAAAUAUGCAAUUAAACAUUAUAAUAAUCGCAUAUUGGAUUAUUCAGACAUCGCUGAUAUAGUUGAUCCAUCUGAUGAUGAAAAUAAGAUUGACCAAUUAUUUGGAAAAUUAUUAAAAUCAGCAAUUAAAAAAAAUAAUAUAGAUUUAUUAGGCAAAAUUUUUAACAAGACCAUUGAAACUUUUGAAGAAGAUCCGAAAAGUAAUAUUUACAUAUUAUCAAUAAUAUGUAACAAUAUUUCAUACUUGAGUUACAAAUAUUCUGAUUUCAUUUCAAGAUACUAUAAUGAUAUGUCUUUAAUUACCCCCUUUUCGAAGCCAAAGAUUAUAUAUAACGAAGGUGGCUUUGAACAUCUUCAUUCAUUUAGCAUGGAAUCAAACAUCACUAAAUUACCGCAUAAAAAAUUUCUUAAAUCUUCGUUUGAUUAUGAACCAAUACGUAUGAUUAAUGUUUUAGUUCCCAUAGCAAUUAUCCUUAUGGUUCUGGGAUGUAUAUUUUAUUAUAAGAUGGGUGUUUCUGAUGUAACUGCAUGUGCUGCAUUAUCUUUUUUUAAUUUAAUUCCUUUACUUAUGCCAUUUGGUUUACAAUACUUUGUUUUUCUCAUACAAAUAUUUACAAUUUGGACAAAUGUUAUAUCCAGCUAUUUUGAAUCAACCAAUAAAUUAGCAAUUGAAAUGAUUUCACUUAUUAUAAUAGUAGCAUGCAUAAUGUCAAGGAUAUUUAUCAAAGUCAAAGAAAAAUAUAAUAGACCAAAAAUAUUGUUCUUAAUCCCAUACCCUUAUUAUGUUUCGUAUCCUCCUGAUUAUAAUUGGUUUAUUGAAAUAUUUUGGCCUCAAUCCAGCCCAUUUAUAAAAGCAAAUGAUAUUGAAUUGUAUAAAACCUGGAAUGGAGAAUCUUUAGUUAAUUUUAAAUGGACUGUAUUCGGAAGAUGGUAUUAUGCGGUAAUUUGGUCAAUAUAUUUGAUUUUUCUUAAUUGCUUUGUAAUGGCAACAAAGUCUCAAAAUCUCGAACGAAAGAUUUGGUCAUCAUUAUCUCUUUUUUUGGGUCUGUUUCAACUUUUAUUUGAAAUUCGUCAAUUUAUUAUGGGUCCUAAGAAAUGCUUUCAAAAUAUAUGGAAUUGGUUUGAUUUAGGUGUUUAUUUAUUGCCCUCAUAUAUAACAAUCCUUUGGCUCAUGGAUAAAGAUAAUGAACAUAUACCAUAUCUAGUUUCAAUUGCAUGUCUUAUACUUGAUAUUAAAUUUAUACUUUUUCUUCAAGUAUUUGAAUCAUUUGGAGUUUAUUUUGCUAUUAUUAAAGAACCAAAAGAACAAUUUGGUAUAGAAAAUUUGGGAGAUUUAAAAGAUAGCAAUAAUCCUUGGAGACUUACAGAAAAGUACCAUCAAAUUGCUGAAGGACCAGAUGGAAAAUUUAUAUCAAAUUUUACCUUAUAUAAAGAACCUGAUGAGCGUACAAAUUUAUUUACAAAUUAUCUCGGUUCCCUUUUCGCGAUGUAUCUAUUCUUAACAGGAAAUAAUCCACUAGGUGCAUGGUCCCUUGAAGAAAAUAUUCUUUUGACCAUAUUGAUGGUUUUAUUUUCAUUUAUAGUUGUUAUAUUCCUUAUGAAUUUAUUUAUUGGACUAUUGAAUAAGGCGAUUGACGCUGAUGAUGACCGAGUGCAUUAUAUUGCACAAAAAGCAGAGGCUAGCAGAGUUUAA